Messenger RNA from Rhincodon typus (whale shark), 4878 nucleotides. Its product is annotated as FERM domain-containing protein 4B. Lineage: Eukaryota; Metazoa; Chordata; Chondrichthyes; Orectolobiformes; Rhincodontidae. The record is from RefSeq and is a predicted model, not a curated record. Gene Ontology annotation, biological process: establishment of epithelial cell polarity. Bases 65 to 2386 code for a protein of 773 amino acids. Gene Ontology annotation, cellular component: adherens junction; bicellular tight junction. The transcript has 13 exons.
AAGCUGGAACCAGGCUAAAGAUGCAGUACGAAGAAGGUUUCAAUGGUUUUAACACAGGCAGCAAAUGGUUCCUAGGCGCUUUAUGAAAAACACGCACGUGAAAGUGUAUGUUAUGUUUCACCUUCUAUCACUGAUAUUCCAGUGGAAACAGCUUGAAAAUUUAUACUUCCGUGAAAAGAAGUUUGCAGUGGAAGUUCAUGAUCCUCGUAGAGUACCAUUGUCAAGAAGAACUUUUGGGCAGACUGGGCUGGUGGUAAAUACAUGGUACGCAAGUACCUCCCUGAUCAAAUCUAUCUGGGUGAUGGCAAUAAGUCAACAUCAAUUCUACCUGGACAGGAAGCAAAGCAAAGCAAAGAUCCCAUCAGCAAGAAGUCUCAGUGAUAUUGCAGUGGACUUGACAGAUACAGGAAUGCCUAAAGCUUCUAAACUGGCAAAUGUGGAUGGCAAAAAUCCAAUUAUCACAGCUAGCAAUGGCAGUUUAAUUUCCUCAGGUUCUCAAGACUCUGAAGUCAGUGAUGAGCAAAAGAAAGAAAAGCUAAUUGAAUUGAAGCAGCGUCGGAAUGCUCUGCAAGAUACUCUUAAUCAAAGAAUGGAAGAAUUAAAGAAAAUUUGUUUACGAGAAGCAGAGUUAACUGGAAAAUUACCAAAAGAGUAUCCGCAGACAUCAGGAGAAGAACUUCCAUAUGUUAGACGUCGAGUGGGCACAACUUUCAAAUUGGAUGACACCCUGCUUCAGAGUGAAGAGGAUCCAUAUUUACAAGAUUUGGAGAAUAAGUUUGUCAUUCAGCAGAAGAUAGUAGAAGCUGCAAGAAAACUAGCCAAUGACCACGAAGUUUGCAAGAAUGUUAAAAAGAAGAGGAAACAGGAUUAUGUUGAUGCUUUGAAAAAGCUUCAAGACAUCGAGAACUCCAGCAAUGAGUAUAGAAUAAAAUGUGGGAGGAAGCCAACUCAGAGAACCUCCCUUGUUGUUCCAGAUGAGGUCAUUCCCUCCGAGACCAGUUCCUUAUCUGACACAAAUACAACAGAUGAUGAUGACCUGCGUGUUAUGCAACGGAAAAGAUCCUUUUCUAGCCAACAACCCCUGAGACCACUUCCACCACAGUCUCUUGAGCUUAAACAGAGUCGACAACGGAGAAGUUCUGCAAGUGAACAGCUUCAUGAUAAAGGGCAUAUAGGCCAAACUAGAUACAGUAGUAACGAAGGUUACUACCUGCAGGAUAUCGUGCAUGGCUGUAGGGAACUGAGCUCAACACAUAGCAGCCCCUACAGAACACAAGGGAGGCAAUUCCAUGGAGGAAGAAGUAUGCCAGCUACCCCAGUAAUGACUCGUAAUGCUUACAGCAGCAGUCAGUUACGACCUGAGCUUUCCCCGAAUCACUUCAGACAACGCAGCGGCAGCUUGGAAUCGCAAUCUCAUCUUCUGGAUGAAAGUGCAAGUGAAAGGACAGUAUUCCCCCUCUCAGUAGCUCAGAGGAGUUGCAGUACAGAGCUACUGGAUGAUGGGUCAUCCUACACCAGUCAAUCCAGUACUGAGUACUAUAUCACACCAAGUAAACCUCCCCAAUACUACAACACCAUGACAAUGGGUUGCCGGUCAAGAGAAAGACGAAGACACAAGAAACCAAUUGUUUCCUCGGCAGCUUCAGGAAGCAUGCCAAAUUUAGCACCAAAAGAUGGAAGGAAUGGAGUUUAUCAGAAUUCUUACAACCAACCUUCAUCUGACUAUUAUAUUCCAGGAUAUCCACCAUACUGUGACUAUGAGCCUUAUGGAUAUACAUUUGAAAAUGACACUGAAGGUCACUAUAAUGUUAAAGCCCCAUAUAGAUCAUCACAUUCUUACAAUGCUGAACACUACAGAGAUUACAAUAGGUCUUACCAGGGUGACAGCGAGAGUAUGCCUCAAAACCCAUAUGCAACACUGAGGAAUGUGCGUAGGAGAGGUGCUAAGAGUGAACAAAUAACCAAAAAUAUCCAGAAAGCCUUGGUUGCAGAAAGUUUGCGCGGCUGGUAUGAGCGUGCCUCAACACACAAGGAUUACGGCCUGCAGGCAGGCUUAGACUCUGACAGGGGCUCACAGCAAAGCCUAGGAUUUGCUUAUAUGCACGGUCCAUUUUCCCCUACAAGUAGGGCUACGUCUUUCACAUCAGUCUCUUCAGCGACAAGUACAGGAACUUGGCGGAGCCAGUUAACUGUCGGCCAUCAGGACUAUGAUCACGGAACUUACACAAGUUCGUUUAGUAACUCCUACAGCAAUACUACACUACACAGCAGAGCUUACCCAGAACAAAUAGACAGUGGAGACACAAGCCAGCUGGAAGAUGAUGUGUAUUCUGAAGAGCAAGUGUUGUUAUGGCAUGAAGACUCUAAACCUGGAACUCUAGUUUAAGUCAUUGCUGGUUGACUUUCAAACUUCAUUGUUUAACAUAUGGAUAACUUACUCUGUGUGCCUUGCAUCUUUCUCGAUCUGUUCAAACAAUGGUUUAUUUCUACCAAUGGGAAUCAUCCUUGGAACAUUUUCGUUUGCUGAAAGUACUGUACCUGAAUGCUGGGAAACAUAUUCUGACAGAAUUGUGCAGAAAGAGUGAAAGCUUAAAUUCCACAGGUUACAGUUUCAUAAAAGUUUGCUUUAAAUUGGUUAACAUACAUUCUAAAGAAGGAAGUCCUUUUUUUAAGUGGAUUACUUUGUAUUUAAAUCUUAGCAUGGAAGGAUAGCACUUGGAUUUUUUUUAAACUGUGAAUGCACUUUUGAAAGACUGAGUUGAUAAAAUUGGAUGCUCUUCAUUGUUCAGUGAACUUGGAGUAAAAGGAACUAUGCUUUUUGCAUAGAUAUAAAAGGUUGAAGGACAAAGCAGGGUAGUGAGUAACUUCAUAUGCUUUGGAAGUCUAAGGGUACUUUGCAUAUUAUUAAAUGAAGGAUGUCAUAUAUUUUGAUGGCAAGGAACUGUUGACUCUGAUUACUUGAAUAGUGUUUAGUGGGCUUAUGAGUUUUUUAAAUGACUAGUUGGAAUUAAGACCAGAAAAAGGUAGGCAAUACAUUUUAGAUAUUUUUCUGAGCUAGCUAGAAGAAACAUAAAGAAUUAUGCAUUCAUGUUUUUUUAAAGUGCUUUGGUAAUUUAUCCUAACAGUAGUGCUUUCAAAUGGCUUUUUAAUUUGUGGGGGAGAAGAGUUAUUGGACCAAUUGAGGCUAAUGGCAAUCAUUUCUGGACCGUAUUGAAUGCCAAACAUAACCAGUCAUGAAAAUAUGCAUCAAAGAUAUCUUUCACAAUAUGCUUCAAAGAAGGAGCACAUGGCUUGAGAGACAAUAUGCCAAAAUGCAAAAAAAAAUAGAUUUUGAAGAAAAUAAAAAGCACAAUUCUUCUGGUUUUGACUGUCAAGAUGAUAGUGCAAACUGGUUAAAACAGAGCAAUUUGAUUAUUAACCCAUCCUGAAUUCUGGUUAUGUGAUUAUCUUCGCUGGGCACAUUUGGUGCACUCCCCAUAACGCAGGUACAAUGCUGUUCUCCUGAUCCUCCUAGAUAUAUUAACUUGUUUCAAAAGGAAUCAGAGAAUUUUUGACAAUGAUACAUAAAAAAGCACUGUGGUUGAUGAAAGCAGCAAAUGACAAACUCCUCCAAGACUCGGCAGGUAAAUGAGCUAGAAGGUAAUUACUGAGAUGUGUAGACCAGUAAGCCCUUUAAAUUCAGUCUUUUAAGCUGUCAGAAGGACUUAGCUGACCUCUGUUUGUGUGAAGUAAUGGUAUUAGAGGAAUUUCUCUCCCAUUUGCAGAAAGAGGAAGGUGAAAAAUAACCCACGGUUCAGACUCCUGAAAUUUGAUAGUCGACUUAUUCUGGAAUACACAAGGUAAUGAACUCGGAAGCUUCCAAUGAUUUACGCUACAGUCAAAUAGCUUGCCAACAUUCGUCAUCAAAUUUCACUUUGAAGAAUAGGUGCCAGGAGACUGGCACCUAGGAGUGCCAGUUGCCAUGGAACUAUAUGCCAAGCAUGAGUCACCACUUACAAGAAAAGAAGGGCGAGAGCCUAAGUAAUUGGCUAUUGCCUUUCUCUUGCUGACUGCUAUUUAAGCUAUAGUUACCAUGGUGAGGUUUGAAAGGACUGACUUCAAAGUUCAUCUCAAAAGAACAGUGCAAAAACAAAAGCAUGUAAACAAGAUAGAAAGCCUCGAGACAUGAUAUCUUUCACAGCGAGAAAGGUGAACCUGCGAACAAAAUGUUUCCUUUCUAAAACAGAAGUGCUCAUGAGGCUCACACUACCUCACUAUUUCCUUGGAAAAUACAUACGUUUACCAGUUCAGGGCCUGGGGAUGUUUUAAUGUGGCAUUUACAGUAUAUGAAUAUUACAAGUUGGUGUGUCGAAGACCUGGCAAUGUUAUUCCAAGUUCUAACUGGUGAAUGUGUGCUCGCCAUGCUGGAAUCCAUGGAAAGGUGCUGUCAUUCCUUUUUUUUUAAAACAAGGGGAAAAAUGUUGCAGUUUUGUUUAUUAUGUAAAGUUUCUGAAAUGACACUUUUUGUGAACAUUUUUAUUAUUUUUUUUUCAAAGCAUGUAAUAUAUAGUAAACUAAUUUGGUAAGCUGGUUCUUAGUUUUUUUUAUUCUUGAGAAAAAGGUUUCGAUUCAUAUGGGAAUUUGGAAACAAAGCUUUUAACUUAUUCUUUUGCAUAUUUGUACAGCUUUCCCCAGAGAGAAACUUUUGUGUAUGCCUUUACAUAAUACUCCUGUCUUCCUUCCUACUAUAAAAAGAAUGUGCUUUAAAAACAGGAGGCCAACAAAUAAAGCAUAUGUUUCCUGUGUGUAUUUUUUUGUAAUUCUACACAGCUCGACGUCAGUGCUGCAAUAUCUUUAUUUUUUUCAAUAAAUCAAUUUUCCCCCCAUAUUGUGAAUAUA